ACAAUGGUGUAAAGGUUGAGUGAACAAAAGUAUUCGACUUUGGAUUCAGUACUAGUGUAGUGUAGUGUGGUGUAAUGAAGUGUUUGUGACUCGAAAUCCAAGAUGGCGUCGAAGAUUUUGACAGUUGUUCUUGCUGUCAUGGCCUGUCAGGCGUUUGCUGAAAGAGAUCACGCCUCAUCUCUCGUCGGUCAGACAGCUCGACUCCGCUGCCGUAUUUACGGCAAGUCGUGUGGCGAGAUGCACAGCAUCAAGUGGUAUAAGGCUGACACUCGGGUUUACGUGUAUUCGGCUUCUAAAGAUGCAGCUAUUAAUAGACCGGAGGGCGAUAUGAUGGAUCGGAUGUCAAUAUCCCACGAACCCAACACCACGUACGCUGAACUGGUGAUCACCAACGUGCAGCCUGGUGAUGAGGGGGUCUACCGAUGCGAGAUCACAUACCUUCAAGUGGGGGAGGAUUGUAAUACUGUGCAGAUCACGGAUUUCCAUACUUAUAUAAAACCGAAAUCCAUCGAAGUCAAAACCGGUGACGGCAAGCAGCUCUCAGAUGGUGAAACCUACGGCCCACUGCUCGAGCGAGCCCGGGUGAACGUGACUUGUAUAGUGGUGGACGGGAAACCACAGCCGAAGGUCACUUGGUACUUCAAUGGCAAGGAGAGAUUGGAUGCACAAACAAUCACAGAACAAUCGGUAGUGAAACACGUGCUACCGAUGACGGUAACGCGGGCGGAGUUGGGCGGCGAGCUUGUAUGUAACGUGUCGUCGGCGGCGUUGGAUACACCCGUACUUAGGAGAGUGAAGCUGGAUGUUAGAGUACCACCAAACAAGAUAGCCAUAUCAGGAGUGGGAGAGCACGUCACCCAGGGUACACUCCUGACGCUCAUGUGUGCAGUAUCUGGAGCCAGGCCAGCAGCCACCAUUGAAUGGUACAAUGGUACAGACCUGCUGACAACAGAGACGCAGAACAUACAGCAACGAGAGGUGGAAUCGAGCGACACAACAUUCGAAACGACAUCGAACCUAACCUUCGAAGCGACUCGUUUUGAAAACGGCCGCAAGUUUAUUUGCAAGGCUGUGAACGAUGCUAUGCGUGAUAAUAAUGAUCAUCCCAUACAUGCUACACGGGAAUUGGAGGUUUGGUAUCCUCCCAUAGUCCACGUGGGCCCCGCGAACAUUACGGUCGUGGAAGGAACGAAGAUAUUAUUAAAAAGCGAAUAUGAGAGCAAUCCAUCAUCUCUUACAGAUGUUAUAUGGUACCGCAACGGUGAACGUCUAAACGUAAACACAAGCCACUACCAAGGCGGUACGACAGAUCAACACGCACUCAUCAUCCUUGACGCAAAUGGUGAUGACAUGGGCAACUACACGUGCCUGCUCGCUAACGUUGUGGGCAACGGGACUACGGGCGAGAUGAUCAGUGUCAAUGUGCUCUUUAAGCCCCAAGUCCGUCUAACAAUGAGCCCCGAAAGCCCCAUACUAGAAACGGAACAUCGCAACGUGACCCUAACUUGUUCUGUAGUUAGCGGCAACCCUGCUGUUUUGGAUGAAGUUAUUUGGUACUUGGAUGGGGAGCUGCUCAAACAUCUACCCGAGUGUAAUGGGACUGAUGAAAACCUCUGCAACGAAGUGGACCCAUCGAUGCUAUUACUACAAGAUACAACUAAGAGUUUCCAUGGCAACUAUUCUUGUAAAGGCAAGAAUUACGCUGGCUGGGGCAAUGAAAGCCAGUAUACGGAACUAGUUGUAAACUACCCGCCCGGUCCAGCGAAAUUAACUUAUUCCCCAUGGCGAGUGGUGAAAGGCAAAUCUUUAGUUCUCAGCUGUAGUAUUGAAGAAAAAGGUCGACCUGAAGCUCAUAGAUACCGCUGGCAUCGCGGCGGUCGUCUAGUUAGCGACAUUGUAUCCCAGAACUGGACCAUCGACCCGGUCACUUUGGACCACAGGACCAACUUCUCGUGUCGCGCCACCAGUGCGGGGGGGGAGGGGGAGCCUGCUAGUGUGAGCGUGGACGUGCUCGCGCCACCUAGUUUCAAAUACGCAAUGAAUCACUACAGCGGAGCUUUGUAUAAAUCUCAAAAUAUCUCCCUCUCCUGUACAGUGGAAUGUGCUCCACUCUGCAGUGUGCAAUGGCUGAAGGAUGGACAAGUUAUAGACCCUUCUAAAACUGACAAGUACUAUGUUGUAGAGAGGAAAAUCGAACCUCAGGUCAAUAGAAACGAUUUUGAAGCAACGGAAUCCACUCUGCACUGGAACAUGACAGCGUGGGGCGGGGGGUUGUCCCGUGCGGGCUCAGCGGCGCGCUACACGUGCCGGUCGUCACGUAACGCGGCUGGACCGCCUGUUAACAGCACUACUAAGUUCGCUGUCGAGUAUGAACCGGAAAACAUAACAGUAACACCAAAGGUUGUAUCUGUCAUCGAGAACGAAAUCCCGGCCAAAGUCGUGUGCUCAGCUAAAGGUUUCCCGAUGCCCAGUUACUCCUGGCGCCGGGAACAACCCAGCAAGAGUUCUGCCAAAGACCACACCAACCAAUCUCUCAUUCUCUCUUCCUCCAACACUCUCCUCCUGGGUCCAGUUGCAAGGAGAGACGCGGGAAACUAUAUGUGCGAGGCGUAUAACCGACAUGGAGCUGUUAACACCACCGUGCUGUUGGACGUCAUGUAUAUCCCCGAAUGCGGUAUCAAACAGACAGAAAUAAAUGGCCACCAAGUUUUAGUGUGCACUGCAUAUGCUAAUCCUAGUGAGGUAACAUUCACAUGGAAGCUAAAAAACGACAAUGACACGCUAACAGACGAGAAGAUUUGGUCGGAAGGUGUACAGAGUUAUCUGCGACUGAGUGACAGCGUGGAUGUGUAUCGCACCUAUUUGUGUUUAGCCGGUAACAGUGUGGGGGUGUCGAGGCCUUGUGAACGGGAUGUUAUGGGUAACAAAGUAUGGUGGCGCGACAGACAGAAGCUCCUGCUCAUCGGUGGAAUAGCUCUCGCUAUACUCAUCAUUACCAUCAUACUGUGUAUCUUAAUUAUCUGCAUUUGUAGGCGAAUGCGCGCUAAAUCAAAGUACAAUAAUCCAGUUGAACUUGAGGAGCGCGAAAAUCCGGACGGUAGCUGUUUAAACGAAGUGUCCAUAGCUCAAUCGAUAAUAUCUCAAGCUUUGCCCGCUUUGUCGCCUAGACUCAGUCUGCUGAGCCCAAAAACGUCGGAUAGAACUAGACUAGUAGAUUCACAGAGCUCACAUUUAGAGAUGAACAAAUUUCAAGAUAGGACCACGAAUAGCUUGCAAGCGAGUCUAACACAAUUAGAAGCUACGAUAAACGCGAAUAGAAAUAGAAUUGAAGAUAUUAAUGAAGAAGAACAAUUAGUGAUUAAAAAUGAUAGCGAUAAAGUUGAAAAUGUCGUGACGCCAAAUAAAUGGCCAGCGAAACCGGGAGUUUUAGUGCAUGUUAAUUCAAAUCAUACGUUGAGUCCCAAAAACCCGGCAAGACUUCAAAGACAACAUAAUAUAACAGAAAAUAAAGCGAACGAAGAAAGCAAUUUGGGGCUAUUGGAAAGAAAUAAAAACGAGGAUGAUAAGAAAACAGAAUAUUCGAAAAAAAGUGGGAAGCCAAAGAAUUCGCAAAACUUUGUAUCUGGAAUUAUUAGAAAUUUGAGACGAAAAAGUGACUCUUCAGAUGAUGAAAGUGGGAAAUAUAAGAAAAUUAAUAAAACAAAUAAAAGAGCGGUGUCGUUAAUGAGCUUGAAUAAAAACUAUGGGCCAAAGAGAAUACGAUUAUUGUUUCAGAGCGAAACACCCAAUGUAAUAGUUACUGAAGGAGUUGUGUCGUUCAAAAGGCCUGAGAGAAUGUGUGUGAACGCUAGAACGGAACCGAGUAAAAUCCAGAAAAAUACUAGAAAACGGAAAAAACCCGGUGACAGCCCAGCUACGAAUGGAAUAGAUAAUGCAGCAAACGGCAGCCUCGGAGCGGACAACCCAGGGCUUUAUGAAAACCUUCCGUUCCACGGCUUGCAACAACCGCCUAAUAAGCCAGUACAAGCUAUACAGCCUAGAGUAAUCGAACCAAAAAAGGGCACGAGCGUUGAAACAUUGCAAAAACAAUUGAAAACAAACCCUUCGUUUGCACCAAGGGUUGUUUGUCCACCCUUUGUACAAAAUACUGGGAAUUAUCAAACUACAAAUUCAAGUUUUUCUACAUAUGGAAUACCAGUAUUAUCGCCGAUACAACAAUUAUUUCCUUUACAAAAAACUGUAUUGGUCAACCCGUAUUUACCUCCAAUGCCAAACUCGUAUUUAAAACAAUUUCCAACUAUAGACGAAGAAGCCAAUGAAACAGAUACAAGAAAAUUCAGUUCGUUGAACACGAGAAAUAUCAAAACGAAACCAAAGUUCCAAUCUAUGAGAAUUGUUAGAAAACGAAAUAUAGAAAGGUUCUAUCCUAAUACAGAAUAUGGGGAAAAUUUCAAUGAAAUUAACAAUAAUAAAAGUGAUAACGAAGAUAAAAUAGAUUCUGAAGAUAAUAUUUAUGAAAAUUAUCCGUCCUUACUACAAUUUAAGUCGGAUAUAAGUGGUGUGGAAAAAUUUGAGAAUCUCACAGAUUCUAUUCAAGUGUAUGAAGAAAAUAUAGACCAAGAGAAGGACAUAAGUGCAUCUGUAACAUCUCUAAAUAGACCAGUACCUGCACCUAGAACUAAAAUAACUCCAUUGUCUUCUCCGUUGAAAACAGAUCAUGUUUAUGUUAACUUAUCUAUGCCUUUGAUAAAUACAACUUCAUUACGAUCAAUAGAUACUAUCGACGCUCCCAUGAGAAGUACAAAAUCAGAAGAAAAUAUAUCAAAAUUCAGUACGAUAAGGAAAAUUGAUUUCGAUAAAGAUGAAACGUCAGAUGAAGAUGAUAAAACGAAUAAUGCAUUGGACUUGACCAAACCAAACAUAGUUGGAGCUACACCAAAAAGAACAUUGACAACUUUACCGUCAACAUCACUAGUGAAAUCCGUCGUGAACCAAUUGAACGACCAAAACAUGAACAAAGUACCAAAAAAACAAGUGAUCGCACCAAAAACGUUACAAAUACCAAAACUAACAGAGAAACCCGUGCCAAAGAGAACAUUAAAACGCAGUAGUUCAGUGUCAAGUAGCGUAAAUAGUAGUGAAGUAGAACAGCCUUUCAGGCCCGAAGACCAAUUUAUAUACGCCGACGCCGACAUGAAAGACUAUGGGCCGAUCAACUACAAAGCUGCCUCCAUCUACGCGCAAAUGAAAAAGGUUAAAGAUCAACAGAAAAUGCAGGAAAUAUACGAGAAACAGAACCCCGAUGACGAUAUGCUUUGAUUUUUGUAAAAUAAAAAAUUUUGGCAAAAUUUUAUUUUUAUUUUUUGUAAUUUUUUGUUGUAAUUCUUUGUGAUUAUUAAUCUGUAACAUGUAAUAUUUUGAUUUAAAUAAACAUUGUACUGAAAUAAUUAAUUUUAUUACCUCUUAUUGUUAUUACAAAGUAAUUUUUCGUAAAGCAUAACCUAAGAAUUGACCAACGGUUCCCAAAACCAAAGAUAAUCAACCCCAAAUGUUUGUACAUUAAACUACUAUAGACAAAGUGUAAAUAAAUGUAGUUUUCAUAAAAUACUCUGCGAAUAAAUUAGGAUAAAACACGAAAUUAGAUAAUUAUUUAUUUUGAUUGCGUUUAUUUUUGUAAUAUGAUUUCGUCAUACCUUUAAUAAUUUAUAAUGCAUGUUAAAACGCUUUAUUAAUAAUUUCAAUAGUUUUAUUUUAAGUUCCUUCACUUAGUAAUGGAGACUGCAAAGCGAAAGUAUAAAAAUAUGCGUUAAAUUUUCAUAAUGGAAAUUUAAUUGUUCUGUAUAUUGACGAAAAAUAAUUAUAAAAGAAAAGUUCUGGGUUCGAUUCCCAGUGAACAUGCCAGACAUUUUUUUCAUAUCAAUGGACAACAAAAUACACCUGCAUCAUUUUUAUAUAAUAUGUAAAGAAAUAGUCACAUAUUUUUUUAUAUGUGACCAGUAAAAAAAAUAUUCUUCGCUUUCCAAUCUCCAAAAGUUAUUUUAUAACGUAUCACGACCUUUUUAAUUAACUCUAAACUGUCAGAACAACUCUUAAUCUACAAAAAAAAACUAUGAAAAUAAUUAUUUUAUCAUUAAUUAUAUCAUAAUAAUUAUGAAUUAUUAUUAAAAGUAAUUAAAAAGGUCGUGAUAUUUAAAUGAACCACUAUUUUAGAUCACUAUUUCCGUCCAAACGGGAUUUUUUAAUCGUUAUCCACCCAAUUAUUGUAAAUUAUUGUAAUCGAACUGUAGACAAAUAUAUUAUAAGUGAAAUUGUUAAGAUUCUGUGUAUUUUUCAUUUAGUCGCAUUAUAUCUAUGCUAGAACCUAAAUGACCCGAAAAGAAUCUCAAAAUGGCGAAUUUUUUGAAAGAGACGAUAGUACCUCAAUUUUAAAGUUGAUUAAUAAUUCUUCAAAUUGUUAAACGAACUCAAAAACAUCGACAAAUGACCUUUAUUAUUUAUCGG
This is a messenger RNA of Colias croceus (clouded yellow), 6501 nucleotides long. RefSeq names its product hemicentin-1-like (gene nrm). Gene Ontology annotation, molecular function: cell adhesion molecule binding. The record is from RefSeq and is a predicted model, not a curated record. Gene Ontology annotation, biological process: cell-cell adhesion. The transcript has 29 exons. NCBI's taxonomy places the organism in Eukaryota, Metazoa, Arthropoda, Insecta, Lepidoptera, Pieridae. Gene Ontology annotation, cellular component: cell-cell junction. The coding region runs from base 103 to 5319 and encodes 1738 amino acids.